This is a messenger RNA of Apus apus (common swift), 1400 nucleotides long. RefSeq names its product homeobox A11 (gene HOXA11). The transcript is spliced from 2 exons. Bases 123 to 1016 code for a protein of 297 amino acids. The record is from RefSeq and is a predicted model, not a curated record. Gene Ontology annotation, molecular function: DNA-binding transcription factor activity, RNA polymerase II-specific; RNA polymerase II cis-regulatory region sequence-specific DNA binding. Lineage: Eukaryota; Metazoa; Chordata; Aves; Apodiformes; Apodidae. Gene Ontology annotation, cellular component: nucleus. Gene Ontology annotation, biological process: regulation of transcription by RNA polymerase II; anatomical structure development.
GAGAGCUUUCCACGUCAGCUUACGUCUCCCCAUCUCUUACUUCACGGAUCUGCUUCAAAGGGGCAGCUGCGUUAGAGAAUCAUGUUAAGCUCAGCUAAUGCGGAGAAGCCGAGGUAGCCCUAAUGAUGGAUUUUGAUGAGCGUGUUCCUUGUUCCUCUAACAUGUAUUUGCCAAGUUGUACUUACUACGUCUCGGGUCCUGAUUUUUCCAGCCUCCCUUCUUUUUUGCCCCAGACCCCGUCUUCUCGCCCUAUGACAUACUCCUACUCCUCCAACCUACCCCAGGUCCAACCUGUGAGAGAAGUUACCUUCAGGGAAUAUGCCAUUGAUCCCUCCAGUAAAUGGCACCCCAGGAACAAUCUGCCCCACUGCUACUCCGCAGAGGAGAUCAUGCACAGAGACUGCUUGCCUGCCACCAACACUGCUAGCAUGGGCGAGAUGUUCGGCAAAAACACAGCUAACGUCUACCACCCCAGCACCAACGUCUCCUCCAAUUUCUAUAGCACGGUGGGCAGGAACGGGGUCCUACCCCAGGCUUUCGACCAGUUUUUCGAGACGGCUUAUGGUACGGCGGAAAACCUGGCCUCGGCGGACUACCCGGUAGACAAGAGUGGCGAGAAGGCGCCCGCGGCCGCCGGGGCGACGGCGGCAACUUCAAGUUCGGAGGGCGGCUGCGGCAGGGCGGCGGCGGCGGCGGCGGAGAAGGAGAGGCGGAGGCGGCCGGAGAGCAGCAGCAGCCCCGAGUCAUCUUCCGGCAACAAUGAGGAGAAAUCCGGCAGCUCCAGUGGACAACGUACCCGUAAAAAGAGAUGCCCAUACACCAAAUAUCAGAUUAGAGAGUUAGAAAGGGAAUUCUUCUUCAGUGUCUACAUAAACAAAGAGAAACGCCUUCAGCUCUCUCGAAUGCUCAAUCUGACCGACCGCCAAGUGAAAAUAUGGUUUCAGAACAGAAGAAUGAAAGAAAAAAAAAUUAACAGGGACCGAUUACAAUAUUACUCAGCUAAUCCACUACUUUAAAACUCAUAGCGUUUUCCAAUAUGAGAUUAAAUUCAGAUUUCGCCCUUGACAAGGUCAAUCCACGGGGUUACGUGGAGGAAGGAGGUGUGUAUCUGACGGGACUAGAAGAAUCCAAGGUUUUACGUACAUGUAAAGCUACUCGGGAACUUCAAUGAUGAUUUUUUUUACAUACACAUAUAUUUACAUAUCAACUGGAAUCCAUUUGAUUUAGACACACAUGGCAUCCAUUUCUAACCGUGCACGUCACCUCUGAGUGCAAAAUCCAUACCUCUUACCUUUCCAGGCACUGCGGCUCACCCUGCUACUGCCUUCGGCAGGCACAGGCAGGGACGGCACCUCUCCGUCCCCAGACUUGCCCCCACGGACCCUCCAUCGCCCCUGUGC